Messenger RNA from Capsicum annuum, 898 nucleotides. Its product is annotated as non-specific lipid transfer protein GPI-anchored 12. The record is from RefSeq and is a predicted model, not a curated record. NCBI's taxonomy places the organism in Eukaryota, Viridiplantae, Streptophyta, Magnoliopsida, Solanales, Solanaceae. The transcript has 3 exons. The coding region runs from base 178 to 747 and encodes 189 amino acids.
AAUCAUGCCAUUAAAGAUAAAAUGAUAAAGUUUAAAUUUAGUUUUUUUUAAAAUAUAGAAGAAUAUUAACUAUUCAUUUUUUUCUAAUAAAAAAAUAAACACUCACUUAUUGGCUACCCAAAGCAAGUCAUCACUUUUAGAACUCUACUCACUUUCCACUUCUAACAAGUAGUAACAAUGGCCAAAUCCACCAAAAUCACCACUACAAUUUACACUACAUUUCUCCUUCUCUCACUAUUCUCCCCACUCAUUCCCUCCACUAAAUCACAAGACUCGCCGCCGGCACCAGUAGCUCCGGCGCCGAGUCCCGGAGUUGAUUGUUUUAGAGUGUUAUAUAACAUGUCCGAUUGCUUAACAUUUGUUGAAAGAAAAAGCAAUUUGAGUAUACCUGGUAAAGGAUGUUGCCCUGAAAUUGCUGGAUUGUUAGAUAGUAAUCCUAUUUGCUACUGCCAAAUGCUUGGGCGAGCGCAUUCUGGUGCUAAAAUCGGAUUCAAUAUUGAUGUUGAUAAGGCUGUUAAGCUUCCUUCUGCUUGUAAUUUGGAGUUUCCACCAUCUAGCACUUGCUCAGAUCUUGGCAUCCCAGUAGGAGCUCCACUGGCAAGUGAGCAAAGCCCUGCUCCAUCACCUGGAGGAUUUGCAACUAGUCCUACAUCUGAUAGCAAAGAUAAUGCAGCUUCAAUCAUUGUAUUCUCGAAGAUGCAACUCCUUCUUGGCGUGGCCAUAAUGUUUUUCACUAGCCUUUUUUGAUUUAAUAACAAUUCUUGGUAGAUAUUGUUACAAACCUUGAAUCAGUAGAGACACAUUUAUUUUAUAAUUUUCUAUGUAUCUUUUCCAUAUUCAAAUCAUUAUGGAUAGAUGAAGAAAUUUCUCUUUGACGAUUUUAUAAAGUUUUUUCAUG